Messenger RNA from Kuraishia capsulata CBS 1993, 558 nucleotides. RefSeq lists its product as uncharacterized. The coding region runs from base 1 to 558 and encodes 185 amino acids. The record is from RefSeq and is a predicted model, not a curated record. The transcript is spliced from 2 exons. Lineage: Eukaryota; Fungi; Ascomycota; Pichiomycetes; Pichiales; Pichiaceae.
AUGUCAGGAGGUCCAGUUCCAGUCUACAAAAAAUACACAACCGGUUCCAAGGGAAUCUGGGAGCUGAUCAGAAAAACCUUGACUUUGGUGCCAAAUCGUUCGUCAGGUAACCCGUUGGUGAAAUAUUUCCGUGUUCCAGCUCCGGGCUCCCAGCCACUGGUGUACAAAGACACAAUGACCGUGCCAGCUGGUGAUAUCAAGGGCAACCAAUACUCCCACAGAGACCACAGAAGAAAUUACCCACAACUCUCGUCAUUCGACCAAACCAAGGUGAGUGCCCUGCUUAGCCUGGGCUCGGCUGCAAGCCCACGUAUCUCCAUAGGAACCAAGGGACAGCAGGAAUUGGAGGUUUACAAAGGAAGUGAAUUGGUAACUUUGUCGUCAACGCUGAGCAAAGUCGAUCCAAAGGUUGUCAAGGGCGAAUUGCUAGGUCCAAAUGGAGAGGCUGUCGUUGCCCCCAACCUGAACAAGCUGAAGUGGAGAAUCCUGGAGGAGAGCGAGAGUGGUAUGUAUUCUACGGACUACCCAGUGAGAACAUUUGCGCAUGUCAGAAACUAG